AUGGAAUUUCCAUUUAAUCCAUUGAUUAAUUAUUUAUUAACAAAUAGAAAAAAUAAUAAUAAUAAUAAUAAUAAUAAUAAUAAUAAUAAUAAUAAUAAUAAUAAAAAUAAUAAUAAUAAAAAUUUUGAAAUUAAAAAUUAUUAUUACAAUUUUAAUGAAAUUUUAAAAUUAUCAUUAGUAUCAAAAGAUUGGUUUAAUAUAAUUUCAAAUUUAAUUGGUAAUAAUAUUAUUGAUAAUAAUAUUUUAGAAUAUUGGAUUAAUGGUAUUAUUGAUGGUUCAGAUAUAAGUUCACCACCACCAGUUAAAGCUGAAUUUAUAACAUAUGAUUUUAAAAAGAAAAAUUCAAAAGGUGAUGAUAUCGAUAUAAAAUUUAAUAUGAAAAUUAAUAAAGAAUUUUCAAUUAUUAAAAUUGAUAAAAAUAUUGUAAAAGAUUAUUUUAAAAAUCAAGUUUUAUGUUUAGAUUGUUUAUUAUAUGAUUAUCUAAUUGAACUUGCCGAAUUGGAAAAUCAAGGUAAACUACAUUACAGAAAGAUUCUAAUUAAAAUGGAUUACUUUUAUAGUGAUUUUUAUGAUUUGUAUUUUGAGGGUGGGAAUCCAAAUAGCAAGUUAAUUAAAAAAGGUGGAUUGGUAGAUUUAACUACACCAUCAUCACCAUCAUCAUCAUCUGAUAGUAGUAAUUGUAUUAUUGAAUUUACAUUACACGAUUUAAUUACCAUGGAUGAUAUUGAUGAUGGAUUUUGUGCGGUGUAUUACCAUGGUGGGGAUGAAAAGAAAUUAAAUAUUAAUAAUAUCAGUUAUUUCGGGUCACAUCAAGAUUACGAUUAUAAAGUUUUUCAAAAAGUUUUAAAAAACAUUACAUCAAAAAAUAUUAAAUUUAAUAUUGGAAAUGAUGAUGAAGAUACUCAUGCAGAUUUUUCAGAUUUUUUCAAUAGUCAACUUAAUGGACAAGUCGAGUCAAUUAAAAUCUAUUCAGAUUUCGUUGAACCAUUUCAUCUAUUAAAUGUAAAUCAAUUAAAUAAUUUACAUACACUUUCAAUACCAAUCCAUUUUCAUGAAAUCAUUGGUAUGUUAUUAGAAUUUAAUGAAGAUUCACAAUUACAAUGUAGAAAUAAUGAAAUAUUAUCAAAACACCAGGAUAGCAUAAUCAAAGAUUGGGAAUCAAUGAUUGAAUCUUUAAAAUCAUGUAGACCCUUAAAAAAUUUAGAAAUUUCAAAUCCAUGUUUUGACUCUCACUGUAUCUAUAAUUUCAUGAAAGAAUCACUUGAUUACAAAAAUAAAGAUACCACCCCCCAUGAUGAUGACAAUGAAGAUGAAAAAGAAAAUGAAGAUGAAAAUGAGGAUUUAAAAAAUUGUUUAUAUUAUUUAAAAAUGUUUUCAAAUGGUAUUAAAUCAUUAUUAUCUUCAUCAUCGUUGGAAUAUUUUAAAAUUAAAAAUUGUGGUAUUGUAAUUUGUAAUGACACAUUCUCUGAAUUAUCUAAUAAUAAAUCAAUUAAAACUUUAGUAUUGGAUGACGAAUUUUCAUCGUGCAAACAAAUGAAUGAUGGUGAUGAAUUUUAUGAAAUCCAUUAUUUUAAUAUUAUUCAAUAUUUAUUUGAAAAUAUAUUCAAUUCACCAAAUUCAAAUAUCAGACACUUUAAAUUCUCAUCAAAAUAUUCAAAUUCAUUACAACCAAUAUUUAAAUCAAUUUUAAAUAAUUUGAAUACAAUUCAAUUAUAUUCAAUAACAAUAAAAAUUACUCAAAAUAUUUUAGAAUCAACUUUAGAUGAAAUUAUUAAUCUUUCAUAUAAAUUCAAGGAAAAUCAAAAACAACGACAACAUAAGAACUUAUGUGAAUUUAAAAUAAGUGUGAUUAAUUCAAAAACUAAAAAAUCUGAAAAAGAUAAUUCAAAAACUGAUAAAUCAAAAAAAUAUCAAUCAUUAUUAAAUGAUAAAAUUAAUGGAAAUUCUUGCCAUUUCUCUAUUUCCGUUUUAAGCUACUCAAACAAUGAUUUCUAA
Molecule: messenger RNA, 1995 nt
Organism: Dictyostelium discoideum AX4
Lineage: Eukaryota; Evosea; Eumycetozoa; Dictyosteliales; Dictyosteliaceae
Exons: 2
Coding region: 1-1995 (664 amino acids)
Source: RefSeq, a predicted model, not a curated record